Vitis vinifera (wine grape) is the source of this 2785-nucleotide messenger RNA. Its product is annotated as probable disease resistance protein RF45. Gene Ontology annotation, biological process: defense response to other organism. The record is from RefSeq and is a predicted model, not a curated record. Gene Ontology annotation, molecular function: ADP binding. Bases 121 to 2646 code for a protein of 841 amino acids. The transcript has a single exon. Lineage: Eukaryota; Viridiplantae; Streptophyta; Magnoliopsida; Vitales; Vitaceae.
AUCAUUCUCAACUGCCAGUCCACCAAAACUUGCCAGUGGAGUUCAAAAGAUUAUCACAUUAGUCUUCUCCAUCGUUCCAAGAAGAACACUGAACAGAGUAGUAGCCAAGAGAAAAAAAAAAUGGCAGAAAGCAGUAUUGUGUUUUUCCUAAUGAAGUUGGGCAAAUUGGUAGCGCAAGAAGCUAAACUUUUUAGAGAAGUUGAAGGGCAGAUAAGCGUGUUGAGUAACGAGCUUGAAUGGAUUCGUCUCUUCCUUGAAGAAGCAGGUGGCAAACGCACUUACAACAAAAGACUCAAGCUUUGGAUGAAUCAGAUUAGAGACGCAGCCUAUGAUGCAGAAGACAUAAUCGACGACUUCAUGUUCGAGCUGGAACGCCCGCGCCAGCACAGACUCAAUCAUCUCAAGUUCCUCAGGUGCUUACCCACAAGCGUUAGCUUUGCUGACAAGUUAACAUUGGUCCACGAGCUCCAUGGCCGUAUCAAAGAGAUCAAUGUCAAAAUUGAGAAGACCUUAGCUAAUAAAUCGAGGUGCGGUAUCAAAAAUCCAAGCAGUACUACUUCUGAAGCUUGGAAAUGGAAAUCUUCCAGUGAAGUCGUGCUGCAGGAAGAGAAGAAGAGGAGCCCAAUUGUUGAAGAAAUCAACCCAGUGGGAAUGGAAGAUAGCGUGGAAGAAGUGAAGCAAAUGAUCGUUGAGGAAGAGUCAUCGGGAACAACAACAACAAGAAGAGUGGUGUCCAUUGUGGGGAUGGGCGGUCUUGGAAAAACAACUCUUGCUCAAAGAGUUUAUAAUCACAGUGAUGUUAAGAACCACUUUGAUUAUGUUACUUGGGUUUAUGUGUCUCAAGAUUGCAGAAUCAAAGAGCUUUUGGUCGAGAUCGCCAAUGAUUGCAAGCCUGAUCGUGAUGAAGAAAGAAAAAUAUCAAAGAAACCGCCGAGAGAAGUUAUUAAAGAAUUUCUCGAGGAAAAGAAGUACUUGGUAGUACUGGACGAUAUAUGGAGCAUCAAAGUUCGGGAUGAGUUGAUCUCAUGUUUUCCAGAAUCAAGAAAUGGCAAAGUGCUUAUCACUACUCGCAAUCAGGAGAUCGCUUCACAUGCCAAUUCACAGCUCUACAAACUUCGUCUACUAAAUAAAACAGAAAGUUGGGACCUUUUCCUCAAAAAAAUUGUAGUCCCUGCAGAAUUGGAAGAUUUGGGAAAGAAGAUGACAGCAAAAUGUCAUGGGCUGCCUCUUGCCAUUGUGGCGUUGGGAAGCCUUCUAUCAAGAAAAGACAAGACAACUUCAUCAUGGAGGAAAGUACUUGAAAGCUUGGAGUGGCAUCUAAAUCAAGGCCCGGAGUCAUGUUUUGGAAUUCUUGCUUUAAGUUACAAUGACUUGCCUUAUUACUUGAAGUCUUGUUUUCUGUAUUGCGGUCUUUUUCUCGAAGAUUCAGAGAUCAAGGUCAGUAAAUUGUUCCAAAUGUGGAUUGCAGAGGGCUUCGUGCAAAGACGGGGUGAAGAAAAGGUAGAAAAAGUUGCUGAAGAUUACUUGGAAGAACUGAUCAACAGAAGCAUGAUUCGAGUGGUGAAACGGAAGUCAAACGGAGGAAUAAAGUCUUGUCACAUUCAUGGUCUUCUUCGAGAUCUUGCCAUUUCUGAAGCCAAAGAUUCAAAAUUUUUUGAGGUAUACGAAAACACCGAUUAUACAUCCCCCAUCAGUGUUCGCCGACUUACAAUUCCUCACAAGAAAGAAAUUGUGCACCAUAUUAAUAGUUCCCGCCUUCGAUCUUUGAUUGGUUUCGUUGGUGAAGACAGUUUAACAUCUUGUCUGGCACCCAAAUUGCUCACAGUGUUAGACGUAGAACUGUCUACGAAACUAAAGAUCACACUCCCAAAGGAAAUAGGUGAACUUAUCCGUUUGAAGUACAUGCGUUUACGGGGUGGUCAUGGAUUAAGGCUUCCAGAGUCCAUAGGUAGACUUGUUAAUCUACAGACAUUGGACUGUCGAUUCGGUAAGAUUCCCUGGAGCGUUUGGAGACUGCACCAAUUGAGACAUUUAUAUGGUUAUUAUAGUACCGUUUUAAGCCGGCCAAUGAUGAGUAGAUGCCUUACAUUUAAUGGUGAUUUGAGUAUUCAUCUGCUUACCAACCUUCAAACAUUGAAGUUGGCUCCGGGUCCUUGGUUGGAGGAUGGUUUGGGAAAGCUACCCCAGCUUAAGAAACUAAGAAUAACUGACGGACGCUUCAAGAAUUCCAGUGAAUUAUAUCCUGAAAACCUCAUGAAACUAACCUUGCAGAAUUGUGAUCUAGAGGAGGACCCAAUGCUGACACUAAAGAAGCUGCCAAACUUGAGAAUUCUUAAGCUAAUGGGUAAUUCCUGUGGAAGCAAAAUGGUCUGCUCUUCUGGAGGGUUCCUUCAACUCGAAGUCUUGGGGUUGCAUUGGUUGAAGAAACUGGAGGAAUUGAAAGUGGAGGAAGGUGCAUUGCCUAACUUAAGGGCUUUGCAAAUUAGAGGUAAAAUAAUGAUAAAGGUUCCUCAAGGAUUAUUGCAGUUGGAAAAUCUUCGGGAACUAAAGCUGAAGCGUGUAAGCUCUCAAUUAAUCGAAGAGGUGCAUGAGGGUAAGGGAGAAGAUUGGGAUAAACUCAGGCGCAUUACCUACAUUGAAAAGUAAGCUUGGUUUUAAUUGCUAUAAGAAAGAUCAACUUUGUGUAGGUAGGUCUGUUUUCUCUUCUGAAAAUCCUCUGCUAUUGUAAAAUCAUUAUGAGUUGAUUGUGUAUCUUAAAAAAAUGUGAGGUUUUUUCUUUUUUUAA